Molecule: messenger RNA, 351 nt
Organism: Triticum aestivum (bread wheat)
Lineage: Eukaryota; Viridiplantae; Streptophyta; Magnoliopsida; Poales; Poaceae
Product: subtilisin inhibitor CLSI-I-like
Exons: 3
Coding region: 1-351 (116 amino acids)
Biological process (GO): response to wounding
Molecular function (GO): serine-type endopeptidase inhibitor activity
Source: RefSeq, a predicted model, not a curated record
AUGGCUCAGACGUGGGAAAUGGAGGACGAACACGGGAGGAUGACGGGCGAUUUGGUGGACUUGGGUUACACGGCCUAUCACCAAAGACACUGGCGACCAAUCGAGCUUCCAAAUCCGAGGAGAUCAAGGAGGAGGCCGCGGAAGAUGAGCAAGACGUCCUGGCCGGAGGUGGUGGGCUGGCCGGCGACGCAGGCCGUGACGCAGAUCAACGCCGACAGACCCGACGUGGCGAUCGAGGUGGUCCCCAAUGGCACCACCGUCGCCCCGGGGUACAACGCCGAGCGCGUCCGCGUCUUCUUUGACGCCGGCAACGCCAGCGGCCCCGUCGUGGGAACCCCUGCCGUCGGCUAG